Messenger RNA from Leucoraja erinaceus (little skate), 3769 nucleotides. RefSeq names its product adhesion G protein-coupled receptor L4 (gene adgrl4). Gene Ontology annotation, biological process: cell surface receptor signaling pathway; adenylate cyclase-activating G protein-coupled receptor signaling pathway. Gene Ontology annotation, cellular component: membrane. Bases 180 to 2279 code for a protein of 699 amino acids. Gene Ontology annotation, molecular function: calcium ion binding; G protein-coupled receptor activity. The record is from RefSeq and is a predicted model, not a curated record. The transcript is spliced from 15 exons. Lineage: Eukaryota; Metazoa; Chordata; Chondrichthyes; Rajiformes; Rajidae.
GGUUCUGGACUCCCCCCCCCCAACAUGGGGAACAUUUUUCCUGCUGCGUGGAUUGCUGAGGCCGGGCAGGAUGCAGUGAUCUCAGAUCCUCAGGAAACCAACGCUUGCCCGGGAAGCGAGAGAACUGAGCCUGCACGUCCCGACUGUGAGCACAGGACUGCCUGCUGGCUGGAGGCUCCAUGAAGUUCAUUCUACUGUGCGUGUGGCUGUCCAGUCUGCUGGACCUCUGCUCCUUCUCGCUGAGUUCCGGACCACACGCCGACACAUGGUGCAAGGGCAACAAAUGCCACAAGAACGCCACAUGCACGCGGGUGGCAGGCAAGCUCGGCUGCUACUGCAGUGCUGGUUUCACGGGUGACGGAGUGCACUACUGCGAAGAUGAUGACGAGUGCCAGAAUGCCACUCUGACCUGCGGGCAGAAUGCCACCUGCACCAACACCUUCGGGAGUUACUACUGCACGUGCGUCCAGGGCUACCAGUCGUCGCAUGGGAAGCAGGAGUUCACCCCCAACGACGGGACCACCUGCCAUGGGAUCUCGGAGAUGCCCUGCUACUUAAUCAGCGACUGCCUGUCCAAGAGGAUUAAUGACACUUUGCAGCAGCUGAGCAGCUUCAGUGAACCGCAGAUGGCCCUGGAGGAGAUGGCCAAGAACACCACGGGAGGUCUGACCGCCACCGAUCUGCUCCUGUACGUCGAAGUCCUCUCCAGGUCCGCACCGUCGCUUAGUGCAAUCAACGAGAGUCUACCCAAUCCAACCGCAGCUGCCAACGUCACCAUCAACGCCAUUGUGAAAACAGUGAACAAUCUUUUAAAGCCGAGCGAGAUGGUGGUGUGGAGUGAAAUCGCGGAGGACGAGAGGAGGAGAAGUGCCACAAAGUUGCUGCACAUGUUGGAGACGUCGGCCAUCCGCAUCUCCCAGCAUUUGAGGAGCAGCAUGGAGCUGGAGUUCAAAGAGACCGACGUUGCCCUCAAACUGUACACUUUUGAUCUAAGUCAAGAUGAGCAACUUCAAACUCAAGCGAAUUUGGAGCAUAAUCAAAUACGCAUUUCCCAACGGAAGGCAGAUAGAUCCGUCUCUAAUGGGACUGUUGCAAUCAUUUUCCUUCAGUACAAUAGUAUUGGCUCGCUGCUGGAUGCCUCCAAUAGCUCGCGGGAGAGGGAGGUGAACGGGACAGCGGCUCGGAAGGAAUACGCCGUGAACUCGCCCAUCAUUGCCGCGGCGAUCAGAGCAAACCCUCCAUCCCUCUACCGCAUGGACCACAUCACAUUCACACUGAGGCAUUUGGAGCCUGUGAAGAAGGAGGAAUCCGUCUGUGUGUUUUGGAAUUACUCAGCUCUCAGCAUGGAAGGGGAGUGGGACACUGGAGGUUGCGAGAGACUCCAUUACAAUGCCUCGCACACCUCCUGCCGUUGCAACCAUCUGACCAACUUUGCAGUCUUGAUGUCCUCUUCCCCGAUGAAAGAUGUUCUACAUAAUAAUAUCCUGACUCGGAUCAGCCAGCUGGGAAUCAUCGUGUCCUUGAUCUGCUUGUCAAUGUGCAUCUUUACUUUCUGCUUCUUCAGCGAGAUUCAAAGCACCAGAACAACCAUUCACAAGAAUCUCUGCUUCAGCCUCUUUAUAGCGGAGCUGUUGUUCCUUACUGGGAUUAACGUGAACACUAACAAGCUCCUUUGCUCCAUUGUGGCGGGACUACUCCAUUACUUUUUCCUGGCUGCAUUUGCCUGGAUGUGCAUCGAGGGCAUCCACCUCUACCUCAUCGUGGUUGGGGUCAUCUACAACAAGGGCUUCCUGCACCGGAACUUCUACAUCUUUGGCUACGGCAGCCCUUCCGUCGUCGUGGGGAUCUCGGCUGUGCUCGGAUAUAAGUACUACGGCACCGAUAAGAUCUGCUGGCUCAGCACAGAAAACAACUUCAUCUGGAGUUUCAUCGGGCCGGCCUGUUUGAUCAUUUUAGUCAACCUCCUGGCAUUUGGAGUCAUUAUUUACAAGGUCUUCCGGCACACAUCCAUGUUGAAACCGGAAGUGAGUUGCUACGAAAAUAUUAGGUCAUGCGCCCGGGGUGCUCUGGCCCUGCUCUUCCUCCUCGGUGCCACUUGGACCUUUGGCGUGCUGCACAUUAUCAAGGGGUCCCUGGUGACGGCGUACCUCUUCACCAUCUCCAAUGCCUUCCAAGGGAUGUUCAUCUUCAUAUUCCUCUGCGUCCUUUCAAAGAAGAUUCAGAAGGAGUACUACAGAUUAUUUAAGAACGUGCCCUGCUGCUUUGAGUACCUCAGAUAAAUCUGACGGAAGAUGGACAACCAACAGGAGAUGGGAGGAGAAAGACUGCUCGGACGAGUUGCCAAUGACGUUGAUGGGUUGUGACCAUAGCUUUACUAUGGGGUGGGCUUCAUUGGGAUAGAGUGGGUGGUGGAAAAAACACAGGUAACUUACAAAUCCCACAUCUAGUCUCCCGUUCCACGUGGAUUCCCUUCGAUUUUUUCUUAAUAGCCUUGUUCGGCGUUAGCAAGUUGGGCCAACACGCUCCUUGCUGAGCUGUAUAACUCCAAGCCUUAGUUUUCAUUGACGCAGCGCGGAAACAAACCCUUUGGAACUCGAGUCCGCGCCGACCAGCGACCCCCCCAGCACAUUAACACUGCCCUACACACACAAGAUGGUCAAUUUCACAUUUAUACCAAGCCAAUUAACCUGUACGUCUUUGGAGUGUGGGUGGAAACCGAAGAUCUCGGAAAAAAACCCACGCAGGUCACGGGGAGAACGUGCAAACUCCGCACAGACAGCGCCCGUAGUCAGGAUCGAACCCGGGUCGCUGGCGCUGCGAGGGCAGCAACUCUACCGCCGCAUGCCGCCCAGUUACAACAAUGACUUGUUUUGUGUUAAAAGAGUUGCUUUUUCAACGUAACAUUUUAUCCAGUCAGAUUUCAGCUUCCAGGUUUGCAUCUUAAUAUCUUUCCGAAUGAGAUCCCUAAUAUAAAGGGAACAAACAUUAAGAUGUGCAGGAAGGAACUGCAGAUGCUGGUUUACAGCUAAAAUAGACACAAAGUGCUGGAGUAACUCAGCGGCUCAGGCUGCAUCUCUGGGGAGAAGGAAUAUGUGACGUUUCGGGUCAACACCCUCAUCAGGCUCCAGACUGAGUCCGAAGAAGGGACUCGACCCGAAUGAUCACCUAUUCCUUCUCUCCAGAGAUGCUGCCUGUCCCGCUGAGUUACUCCAGCACUUUGUGUCUAUCUUAGGUGUAAACCAGCAUCUGCAGUUCCUUCCUACACAUCUUUGUGUCUAUCAUUCAUUAAGAGUAACAAGAUGCAAGGUAUGGAGUCCCAGGGUAUUUUUGUUCAGGUUGCGAAUCUUUAGACUAGUCUAGUUAUUGUCACCUGUAGCGAGGGUCAGUGAAAAGCUUUUGUUGUGCUCUAAUCGGUCAAGCAAAAGGCAAAAAAUGAUUGCAGUCGAGCCGUCCACGGUGUACAGAUGCACGAUAAAGGGAGUGACGUGGACUUUAGACUUCAGAGAUACAGCAUGGAAACAGGCCCUUCAGCCCAACGAGUCCGUGCCUACCAGCGAUCACCCCAUGCACUAGCACUAUCCUACACACUACAUGUGCUGGACAUUUAUGCCCCUGUCCCACUUAGGAAACCUGAACGGAAACCUCUGGAGACUUUGCGCCCCACCCAAGGUUUCCGUGCGGUUCCCGGAGGUUUUUGUCAGUCUCCCUACCUGCUUCCCCUACCUGCAACCUCCGGCAACCACCUGCAACCUCCGGGAACCGCACGGAA